AUGACUGAGCACUUUGAGCAUGUCAAGAGCCGCCAGCUUCGACUCUACAAUGUUGGCGUCACCGUGCUCAUGGCUGCAGGCUCCCUCGGUGCAGGCUAUGCUGCAGCAAUCAUAGGCACGACUCUAGCUCAACCAUCUUUCCUGGAUUACUUCGCUUUGCUCUCCCGUUCUGAUGGCACUGACCUCAUCGCCACAACGAACGGACUCUUCUUCACUGGCGGUGUUCUUGGUGUGAUCACCAUUUCGUGGCUAGCAGACACCUGGGGAAGACUCUGGGCCCUUCGCGUGUCUACAGCCGUCAGCAUUAUUGCCGGUGCCUUGCUCGCCGGCAGCGUCCACAUCGCUAUGUUCAUCUUCGCCCGGACGGUGGCUGGUGCGGGUGUUUUCAUGCUGGUCGCGUCCAUUCCAAUGUGGAUCAGCGAGACCGCGCCGCCGGCGACACGUGGCGUUCUCGCCGAUUUCCACAGCUGCGGCAUCCUUCUCGGUUACGCAAUGGCCUCGUACAUGGGCUACGCCUUCUUCCACUUGCCAGCAAACGAAAACAUGGCCUGGAGAGGGCCUUUCAUUGUAGGCUUGGUGCCGCUAGUAUGCCACUUCAUUGCGUUGUGGUAUGUGCCAGAGUCUCCACGGUGGCUGCUGAUGAAUGGACACCCAGAACGAGCUGAGUCGACUCUCCGUCGCCUUCAUACGGCUGAGGAAGCAUGA
Messenger RNA from Cyphellophora attinorum, 705 nucleotides. Its product is annotated as Quinate permease. Bases 1 to 705 code for a protein of 234 amino acids. Gene Ontology annotation, molecular function: carbohydrate:proton symporter activity. NCBI's taxonomy places the organism in Eukaryota, Fungi, Ascomycota, Eurotiomycetes, Chaetothyriales, Cyphellophoraceae. Gene Ontology annotation, cellular component: membrane. The record is from RefSeq and is a predicted model, not a curated record. Gene Ontology annotation, biological process: transmembrane transport; carbohydrate transport. The transcript has a single exon.